GUACUUCGUCUCCACAACUACUGGAACCUGCAAUAUACUAUACCGCCGUCGAUAAGUCUCACCUUGACACUAAAUAUUAUAUGGUACCUAGUGCCUAGUACCUUUAGUUCAUACAUACAAUAAAAAGUACUACAGUAAUAAUAAUAAUCUGGCAACUGGAGGCCGGAGUAUUGACGAGUAAAGUGCCCAGCGUUAGAGGACAGAGGAGGAUGGUGCACCGAGUUUUGUAAUUGAUUUAUUUAGUAAAAGGUCCACACCUAGACGGUUUUUUGGAUAUAGAGUAGAGGAGAAUGUAGAAGAUCUAAGUGAGCAGCCUUCGAGGAUAAAACUUGGUCGACAUCAGAAUCCUUACUAUACUCCUUGUUCCUUUCACUGACGAUAAAAAAGCCACGGCCGACAAAUUCUUACUCUUCUGUCUUUAAUCCGCGAUAUACGUUUUUUUUUACCCAAUAAAAUGAUUCAAACAAACGCUGCGGUUACAACUACGACGACUACAACGACAUCAACAAAAUCAACAAUAAAUAAAAAUUUAAAUACUGAGAGUAUUGUUAUUAAAAAUUUAUCUGAUGGGGAAGUGAUAACAUACAGCUUGGUGCUGAUACGUGGACAAGCACCGUCUCUGUGUACUAAAAUAAACAUCCGUACUCAGCAUAAUCACAAUUUAAAGUCAUCCUCGAUUACAGAAUGGCCUAUUAUCGCCGGGGAAUUCCGUAUCCUGGUAGAUUUAGCACGUGGAAUAAAUAAACUUGAGCUAGAAACAGCGAAUGGAAUUAAAAAACAAUUGACAUUGAUACACGAGCCGAAAAAGUCACGACUACGAGUUACACCAAUCUAUGUAAUUUGUGCAGGUCACGAUGGAUAUUUUCAGGGUCCGGCGAACGAAGACUGUUCUCCAGAGAGCGCGGCAACGAGAAUAGGACUUGGAGCACGUUUAUUACAAUCAUUAACAGCUGAAAAAUUACAAGAAGCCGGGCAUGGACGAAAAACAUUUCAGUUGGAGAGAGAUCUUGACGGUCCCGAGUGUUUGGUAAUGCACAGCAUGCUCAAUGUGGACACUGCAAGAGCUAUGAAUCAACGUGAGCUGUGGGAAUUUGUAGGUCGCGAAAUAAUGAAAGGUCCGCUGGCAUCUAAAGACAGAAAAUAUUUGGCAUUUUUAUCGUGUACUAAAUACAGAGGGGCUCCAAGUCCUAGAACACAUGAGGCAACUCUGGCAAGCACCCAAGGGCAUGCGGCACUUGGCGGCGGUGGUCUUGCACUCUUUGGAUCCGCAUGUCUUCAUACUUGGCCUACAACUCUUAAUCAAGUGUUACCAAAAUUUUUAGACACCACGAUAAUUGACACUGACGUUCUGAUGGACGACAGUAAUUAUCGUGGUACCUACGGCGGAUGUCUAGCCACAACACUUGGCUCCGUUCUCCAUGAACUUGCUCAUACAUUUGACUUGGGUCACACACGUGAGGGUAUUAUGGGUCGUGGGUUUAAUUACGUUGAUCAUGUUUUCAUUGCCCGAGGCGCUGCCAACAACCACCCGGCUAUUGGUACUGAUAACAAUCGUAAUUCUCGUAAUAAGGAUCCCCAACGCAGUACUAUAACCCUGAGCAAACCACUCAGUGUCACUGUUACAAUAAAUAAUAACAACAUCAACAACAGUCAGUCCAUUACAAGCCUAGCAAACUCAAAAGAUCAAAGACAAUGUGUGCUAUCAGAAUCAUACCAUCAAAAUUCUAAAACAAAAACCCUCGAAACUGAAAAUGAAAAUUCAGUCUCCCAACCAGCAAGUCCGGAUAUUGAUACUCCAUUUCAUAGUAAUUACAACACAUAUGUAUUUGAGACGUCAUUUUUACAACCUGAUAAAAUAUUUUGGGGGCCUUCCUGCGCAACAAUACUCGCUUAUCACCGAUGGUUUGCUACCGACAACGAGCACGAUUUAAAUAAUGAUCAUAAUUCUCACUAUUAUCGCAAUAAUUGUCAAAUUGAGUACAAUGCCAAGAGAAACGUUAUAAGAUCGUCAUAUGGGAUUCGCGUUAUAGAAUUACGCGACGCAUCCACCGGUAUGGUAAUAAACUACCGUCAGUUUCCAGGAGUACGUCCACCCUUGGAAGCACUUGUCCCUCCACUAUCUUCGCCACUAGCUCACACCUGUUACGACGCUCCACUGGUUAUUUUUGCCGAAGAUUCAGUGGGUAAUGUACUCAACAUUACCUCUUCCUUACAUACUCCUGAAUUUUAAUAUUUUUAAAAAUAUUUUAAAUUUAUAUAACAGCUAUUUUGCUAGUUCUUUAUUAAACUAAUAUAGUGCAAUUAUUUAAAUCUUGGUACCCAUGCUAAAAAAUUUAAUAAUUCUUAUACACAUACGGACAUAAUGAUAUUGUUAAAUUAUUUAUUUAUAUACUAUACAAUUAAACCUAACGUAGGAAAUGUGAGACAAUAUGCGCGCAAGUCUUGCACAUUAUUAACUCCAUGCGUGCCUACUAUUGCCUUAAAAUUUUUAGCAAAAAAAAGUUAACCAGGCAGUAAAAGUAUAAAUCUCAAGGGAUAUUUUGUGAAUGAGCUAAUGAAUUGACUAAACUUAAUACUUAAUACAUAAACUGGUGAUUUAUAUUUACUAAAUAAUACGUUUAUCAGAUUCUUAAGAUAGUAAUUACAUUUAAAAAUAUUACCCAGUAUCUAGUCUUCAAGGUUUAAUAAAUACUACAGCUCAAGGGUUUAGAAGGUCUUUACAUACUUAUUAUAAGUCUAACUGGUGAUUGGCUGGUUGGUAUACCAAAGGUUUUGUCUAAAAUUAUAUUUAAAAGAAUUCAAUUUUGCAGAAAGUAAUAUAAUUGAUAGAUUGAUUUUUCUAAAUAUUGAUAAAACAUGAGCAGGGUAACUCGGCACUACGAAAUUUUUCAAUAAUUCAUUAUAUUGUUUCUUUGAAAAAUCAUGAUAAAUAACUGAGCCAUUAAUUUAUUGGCCGGCUUACCCUAAGAGAAUAGAUUAAUAUUUUGUGUAAGAAUAAGGAUUUUUAAAACGAGCUGAUAAAUUUUGUUACAGUGCAAUAUCAAAAAUAAAUUAUAAUAUUAUAAUUAAAUAUAAUACUUGGCUAUUUAUCUAUACUUAUUAAUAAACAAUGUGCAAUAACGCAGUGCGUUAAAUAUUUAUUAACUUUAUAAUGCAGCUAUACUAGUCUGUAAAUAUAUAAGACAAUGUACAGUA
Molecule: messenger RNA, 3195 nt
Organism: Microplitis demolitor
Lineage: Eukaryota; Metazoa; Arthropoda; Insecta; Hymenoptera; Braconidae
Exons: 5
Coding region: 455-2230 (591 amino acids)
Source: RefSeq, a predicted model, not a curated record